AUGGACUUCGCGGAGCUGGAGGCCGUGGAGGGCCUCCGGUGGCCGUGGCACUCGUGGCCGCCGACGGCACCCGCCGCCGCGUCCCUCGUCGUGCCCACCGCCGUGCUCUGCUCGCCGCUGCAGCACCCCACGGCGCCCGACCUCCUCCCGCUGCUCCCCUACGCGCCGCUCCACUGCGCCUCCCCGGGGUGCGGCGCCGCGCUCAACCCGUUCUCGCGCGUGCACCACGGCUCCGCGCGCUGGUCCUGCCCCUUCUGCGGCGCCGCCGCCAACCCGUUCCCGCGCCUCCUGGCCCCCGACGCGCUCCCCGCCGAGCUCUUCCCCACCCACUCCAGCGUCGAGUACGCGCUGCCCCCGGACCCCGCCGAGGCCGGGGGGCCGGGGCCACCGGCGCUCGUGUUCGUGAUCGACGCGGCCACGGCUGCCGAGGAGCUCGCCGUGCUCAAGGACGAGGUGCGCAGGGUCGUGCAGGGGCUGCCCGAGGGGAUCAGGGUGGCGCUCGUCACUUUUGCUGCGUCCGUGUGGGUGCACGAUCUUGGAUUUGAGGGUUGCGCUCGGGUGGUUGUGCUCAAUGGCGAGCGUGAGCUCGAGUCUGACAAGAUACAAGAACUACUAGGUGUUCACCGUUCACCGUACAAGAAGUUGGCUAUGCAAAGGUCCAUUGAAGCGCAGCGAUUUUUGCUGCCUGUUUCUGAAUGUGAAUUUAACAUCACAUCUGCAAUAGAGGACCUGAACUCCAUGUCUCCGUGUCCACGUGGGCAUCGUCCUUUAAGAGCAACUGGCGCAGCGAUUUCCACUGCUAUUGCUCUUCUAGAGGGUUGCUGCUCACCCAGUACCGGUGGUCGGAUUAUGGUCUUUACAUCUGGUCCUGCAACAGUUGGUCCAGGGUGUGUGGUGGAAACUGAUCUUGGGAAAGCAAUUCGUUCUCAUCGUGACAUAUUCAAUAGCAACGCACCACUGACUGACAAAGCACGUGAUUUCUAUAAGAAAGUUGCAAAGAGGUUGACAGACCAUGCGUUAGUUCUUGAUCUAUUCGCCUGCUCUCUUGAUCAGGUUGGGGCUGCAGAGCUGAGGAAUCCAAUUGAAGUGUCAGGGGGGUUAAUGGUGCAUACAGAGUCAUUUGAGUCUGAGCAGUUCAAAAGCUGUUUUAGGCAUAUGUUCAAGCGUGAAGGCACCAAUUACCUUAAUAUGAACUUUAAUGCGACGGUUGAAAUAGUGACAUCAAAGGAGGUGAAGAUUUGUGGUGCCCUUGGUCCCUGCAUUUCCCUCCACAGGAAAAAUAGCUCAGUUAGUGAUAAGGAAAUUGGUGAAGGUGGGACAAAUUAUUGGAAAACUAGUUCACUGAGCAGCAAGACCAGCAUUGCUUUCUUUUUCCGAGUUGAUUGCAGUCAUAAAGCUGAGCCCCCGACUGUCUUCUUUAUUCAGUUCAUGACAAGGUACCGACAUGGUGAUGGUAGUUAUCGCCUAAGGGUAACGACCGUUGCAAGAAGGUGGGCUGCUCCUCGAUCUCCUGAAAUUGCUGCAGGGUUUGAUCAGGAAGCUGCUGCAGCUGUUAUGGCCAGGCUUGCUGUUUACAGGGCAGAGACAUACCAUGUUAGAGAUGUUAUACGAUGGCUUGACAAGAUGCUUAUCCGCUUUACUGCUAAGUUUGGAAACUAUGUUCCUGAAGAUCCAUCUACAUUUCGGCUGUCAACAAACUUCUCCUUGUAUCCGCAGUUCAUGUACUACUUGCGGAGAUCACAGUUCAUUGAUGUUUUCAACAGCUCUCCCGAUGAAACUGCUUUCUUCAGGUUGAUGCUGAAUAGGGAGGGAGUUGUGGGGUCUCUAAUCAUGAUACAGCCUACUCUAUUCCAGUACUCAUUCGAUGGACCACCUAUUCCUGUGCUGUUAGAUGUCAGCUCGAUCUCUCCUGAUGUCAUUUUACUAUUUGAUUCAUACUUCUAUAUCGUGAUUCAUUAUGGCUCAAAGAUUGCUCAAUGGAGGAAGCUUGGCUAUCAUAAGGACCCAAACCAUGAAAAUUUGAGGAAGCUCCUUGAAGCACCAGAAGUAGAUGCGGAGGCACUACUUGUAGACCGUUUCCCUGUGCCAAAACUCAUAAAGUGUGACCAGCAUGGUAGCCAGGCCAGGUUCCUGCUCGCUCGGUUGAAUCCAUCUGUGACACAGAAAACACAGCUUUCAGAGGGAUCUGAAGUCAUUUUCACCGACGAUGUUAGUUUGCAAGUGUUUAUUGAACACUUGCAGGAGUUGGCUGUUCAGGGCUAG
Molecule: messenger RNA, 2262 nt
Organism: Miscanthus lutarioriparius
Lineage: Eukaryota; Viridiplantae; Streptophyta; Magnoliopsida; Poales; Poaceae
Source: the annotation of a GenBank genome assembly